Messenger RNA from Malassezia japonica, 1602 nucleotides. RefSeq names its product non-specific serine/threonine protein kinase (gene ssr3). Gene Ontology annotation, cellular component: SWI/SNF complex; nucleus. The transcript has a single exon. Gene Ontology annotation, biological process: regulation of transcription by RNA polymerase II. The record is from RefSeq and is a predicted model, not a curated record. Lineage: Eukaryota; Fungi; Basidiomycota; Malasseziomycetes; Malasseziales; Malasseziaceae. Bases 1 to 1602 code for a protein of 533 amino acids.
AUGUACUCGAACGGUGCGGGCAUGCAAGGCGCGUACGCGCGCGGACAAGCCGCGCCGGCCCAACAAGUCCAGCAGGCACAGCAGGCACAGCAGGCACAACAGGCACAACAGGCCCAGCAGCAGGCGCAGCGGAUCCGCACGCGCAACCACUACGAUAUCCUUGUCGGUGAGGGGUUCCGUGGCACGAAGCGCGACCGGCCGACGGACCGCAGCCUCCCCCCGUCGCUCAAGCGCCAGGUCAAGGAGAGUGCGCUGUAUGCGGAUCUGCAGCGCAUCGAGCGCAAUCUCGACUGGACGAUUGCGCGCAAGCGCGCCGAGCUCAUGGAAUCGAUGGGCAAGCCGCCGAAAGUGAAGCGCACGCUGCGCAUCUUUUUGAGCAACACAUGUGCGAACCAGCCCUUCCAGCUGGAAAAGAACAAGGAGGAGGCUGCCGAGGACCUGGACGACGAGGUGGAUACCAAGAAGAAGGAGUCGUCGCAGGAAGAGGUCCCGUCGUGGACGAUGCGUAUCGAGGGGCGCCUGCUCGACCCCAGUUUCCGCUCGCGUGCCGGUGCCGCACUCUCGGCACAGGCGACUGCGAGCCGUAUUGGCGCGCACAAGUUUAGCAACCUGAUCAGGUCGUGCGUCGUGGAGUUUGUCCGCGACCCGAAUCUGUACCCCGAUGGCGGCCAGGGCGACGUGGUCGAGUGGCACCGUCCUGCGCCGUCGGUUGCGCCGCAGCCGCCAGUGCCGGGCACCGGUGGCAGCACCGCCACCGAGCACCCGCUGAUCCACUCGGCAGAGCCCGCACUCGACGGCUUCGAGAUCAAGCGCACCGGCAGCGUGCCGGUCAAGGCCAAGAUUGUGCUCUACCCCCUGUAUGUGCCGGAGCGCUACUCGGUCGCCCAGCCGCUUGCGCAGCUGCUCGACGUACAGGAAGAGACGCGUGCAGGCGUCCUGAAUGCGCUGUGGGGCUACAUCAAGACGCACCGUCUGUUGGACGAAAACGACCACCGCGUCGUGCGCCUCGACGCGCCGCUCCAGGCGCUCUUCCGCACGCCGACGAUCAACUUCCACCACAUACCCGAGGUCCUGCACCGUUUUCUGCAUCCCCCACAGCCGAUCGUGCUGGAGUACUACGUGCAUACCGACAAGGCCGAGCACCGCCAUCCGACCGCGUUUGAUAUCGAGCUCGAGAUGGACGACUGGGCGGUGCGCACGCGCCAGCACAACGUGCUCGCGCGCUUCGACGCGAACUCUUCGACGAGCAACGAGAUUGCGGCGCUCGACGAGCAGAUCGCGCAGGCCGCGCUGACGAUCCGCAACCGCUCGGCCGCACGUCAGUUCUUUACGUCGUUCGCCAAGGAUCCGCAGCAGCACCUGCACACAUGGAUCGCGAGCCAGGCGCGCGACUUGGAUACCCUGCUUGGCACCUCGCACGGCGGACGUGGCGCAGACGGCACGGCAGGGUCGGUGACCGACUUUAGUGCGGAAGAGAUGCGACACGCCGACACGUUCCACGGCCCGUGGGUGAACGAGGCGGUGAUUGUUACCGAGUCGCAGCGGCUCGCAGAGCGUCUGCAAGAGCUGCAGUCGGCAAGGCCACGGACGGAGGCUACGUAG